Bipolaris oryzae ATCC 44560 is the source of this 918-nucleotide messenger RNA. RefSeq lists its product as uncharacterized. NCBI's taxonomy places the organism in Eukaryota, Fungi, Ascomycota, Dothideomycetes, Pleosporales, Pleosporaceae. Gene Ontology annotation, biological process: fungal-type cell wall organization. The transcript has 3 exons. Gene Ontology annotation, molecular function: structural constituent of cell wall. The annotation marks the transcript as partial. The record is from RefSeq and is a predicted model, not a curated record. Gene Ontology annotation, cellular component: fungal-type cell wall.
AUGAAGUCUUUUAUCCUUACUGGCCUCGUGGCUGCGGCCACUGCCCUCCCCCAGGCCGCUUCUGGUUCCGAGUGUGCGGCCUCGGUUGAUGGAACUUUCACCAUUACCACUGUCAAGGCCCCCGAGGCGGACAAGAAGCGUGCUCUUGCCCGCCGCCAGCUUGAUGGUAUCCUCACCAUGACCCUCCAGGACGGUAAAUUGAAGGACCAAGCCGGUCGUGAUGGAUACAUUGCCUCCAACUACCAAUUCCAGUUCGACGGCCCAGUCCAAGCCGGCGCCCUCGACGUCGACGGCUUCGCCCUCUGCAGCAACAACUCACUGUCUCUCAAGGGCUCGACACUCUUCUACCAGUGUCUCUCUGGCGACUUCUACAACCUCUACAGCCAAUCCAUCGGCGACCAGUGCCUACCCAUCAACAUCGUAGCCGUCAUGGUCACCGACAGCGAAAGCGAAAGCAAAGACCCCGAAGUCACCCAAAUUUCCGACGGCCAGCCUCAAGCCUCUGAGCCCGCAGUAACCCAGAUCUCAGACGGCCAACCCCAGGCCUCCGCCCCAGCGCCUGGUUCCGUCGCACCCCCUCCUCCCCCCGUCACUCAAAUCUCCGACGGCCAACCCCAAGCCUCCGCUCCUGGCUCUCUUCCUCCACCACCACCUCCAGUUACUCAAAUCUCCGACGGCCAACCCCAGGCUUCCGCCCCAGGCUCUCUCCCUCCACCCCCCGUCGUCACCCCAGAGCCCGAACCCGAACCUGAGACCACUCCUCCCGCUGUCACUCAGAUCUCAGACGGCCAGCCCCAAAUCACUUCUCCACCUGGAAACCACAGCAUCACACAUACUACGCCUCCUCUGCCUGAUUUCACCGGCGCUGCUGCAUCGUCGGUAGCUGGAUUGGGUGCGCUGGUUGGUGGUGUAUUUGCC